Opisthorchis viverrini is the source of this 5192-nucleotide messenger RNA. RefSeq lists its product as hypothetical. The transcript is spliced from 18 exons. Gene Ontology annotation, biological process: protein ubiquitination. Gene Ontology annotation, cellular component: Cul4-RING E3 ubiquitin ligase complex; nucleus. The record is from RefSeq and is a predicted model, not a curated record. Bases 1 to 4968 code for a protein of 1655 amino acids. Gene Ontology annotation, molecular function: protein binding. Lineage: Eukaryota; Metazoa; Platyhelminthes; Trematoda; Opisthorchiida; Opisthorchiidae.
AUGGAUGAGGCUAUCCAGACCACCCGGUCAGCAAUUGAGCGGUGUGAGGAUUUGAUGGCCCAAUGGCGUGCGGAACGCAAUUCCUCUUCUUUCGACCCUGUCCCACUGUUGAUCAGUUUGGCAGAACUACUCGAGGAACAGAUCAACAUAUUUUUCAGCACCGAUCCAGAUCCAUUUGAUGAUCGCCAUCCACUUCGCACCGACUCUAGUUGUGAUCUGGGACAAAUCCUCCGGCUACUUUCCACUCACGAGGCGUUUCUAGAACGCAUAACAUAUGUCUAUCUUGUUGGGUCUAACGACCCGGCGGACCGGCUCGUUGUGGCUGCCUCUCGUUUACUGUGCGCUAUGAGACUAGGCGUGACACUGUCUUUCACGUUGGACGAUGAGAUCCCCGUAGUUGUGCAACGACUGACAGUGUUUGCGGAUCAGCUAAAGCGGGAAUUAGCUACAGCUGCCCCAAGCAGACAAGAUUUGGGAAUGAACAAUCUCUUGGGCAGCUUUCACCUUCACAACUUGACUACGGAAAUGAAAGUCCGCCUGUCUAUUGCUUAUUUAUUGCCUAUCGCAGAAUAUCAAGAUUUGAUGCCUUUCAUGUACAAUGGCGGAAUACUCGACCUAAUCUACACAUUUAUCUCGACGGAGGUAGCAGCACGUGAUAUCCGCCUUACGUUUGAAGCCCUACGGCUUUUGGGGAACUUGAUGUGUCACCGCUGCGUUUACUUGGAGUUUGUGGAGAAGCAUGGAUUGGAAGCCGUUCUCAAGGUCCCAAGGCCGUCCGUAGCAGCAACGGCGGUCAGUGUGGUGCUGUACUACACAGCUUAUUUCGAAGACGCCAUGGAAAGGGUUUGCCAACUUCCUCACUCCGUGUUGUCGGAUCUGAUCAGAUAUGCACUCUGGUUGGUCGAAUGUUCCCAUCCGUCUGCCCGAUGUUAUUCCCUGUUCUUUCUCAACCUGGUUCUUUGUUAUGGUGUUACGUUUGAUCUGUUCGCUGCACAGAAUGGACUGGUUUACUUGUUCAAUGCGAUUUGUGUACUGCCCCUUCGUCUCACUGAGGAUCGGCCACCUACCUUGAAAGACACGACUUCUUGGCACGUCGUUCGAGCAAGUUUGUGUGCUAUUCGCCGGUUUCUGGAGAUCAGUCUAUUGCUGUGGAUUGACACACUUGAUCCCAGCCUGGCCAGUUUGUUUGAUGAACCCCCUCGUUCGGUCGCCGCAACCGGUUGUCGGCCCAUCAUUUAUACCACCGAGCAAAUGUCUCGUCUGAUCUCCCUGGUGAUUGCGCGUAUUCGACCGGAUACCUUAUGGCCACCCACCCAGCAGCUGAACGAACGUGGGGCUGUGGAUGUGUUGUACCGUAUCAUCGCACGCAAUGUCUACGCCCACAACAGUUGGCCGUGCCGAAACGAAUGCACACGGCUUGCUGUGGACAUUCUGAACCUUAUGUCGCUAACCUAUGACCUUGCGGAUCAAAUAGCCAGUACAGAUGUUUAUUCGUUCCCGUCAGGCAUGAACACAGCUUCCGCGGCGUUCUUGAGUUCAUCCCCACUUUUUUUCCCACUGACUGCCAUCGGGGAUAGUCCCCGCUCCGGAGCGGGAUCGGCUGAUGUCACUGUACACCUACCUUCACCUAAUGCUCCAACUGGCAACAGUGGGAGUGGUAAUACCGGACGAAACGAACGUAGAGGUCUGCUGAAUCAGCUGUUGGAAAUUGUUGAGCAGGUUGGUUCGGGAGCCAGCGGAGCUUGGGACCUCGGACACACUGGACCCAACAGACCUCGGCGACGAAUUCGUGAUCACGAUGCAAGUAACGAAAAUGGCCCUAAUGGAAUGCGUUCGGGUGAGGGGCCAGCCAAUCAUGGGUCGGAUGGACAAGACACUGCAAUAGAUGGAACAGAAUCUAACAACGCAGAUGAGGCCACUGUGGAUGAGCGCGUAAAUGGCUUGCACAUUUCCCGUGAAGAUGAUGGCUGGGACGUCGCGGUUCACAAGGCUGUCUUGGCCUUUGUGUGCACGCUCGUCUAUCGUCCGAUUACCGAGCAUGAACAUCCAGAUAAUCCGAUCCCCGCUACUCGAGUACUUGUUCAAUUUUCUUCGUUACAUUCUGCAGUCGGUUUGGGUACAUCUUCGCCCCCAGGACAAUUUCGAGGUCCAAGUUAUCUGUCCUCGCCCUCAUUCAAGACGCCCAACCGGCUGACGACAAACACCGUAGGACGCUCAGCACGUAAACGCCGCCUAGAUGAGGGGAUCAUCCAGCCCUUAUUCGUGCCUACCGACACGGCAUCUCCUACUCCGUCUUCCCCGUUAUCACAGCCGCGACCCCAAAGUCCAGGUGGAUCCUCCCACAACACGAACACAUUUUCGGAAUCCGGCAUGCCAUCUCCAAUGGGCCGACACAAAUCUACUCAGUUAUUAUAUCGCCAAGCCCAUUUGUGGAACAUUGUUCGACGCCAGCACGGAAUCAUGGCUUUGUUAUUCCAUUUGGAGACUAAACAGCCCAUAUCCGAUGCGGAUAGUGUUCGAACACUAGCUUGCCGAGGACUGGUUGGACUGGCCCGGUCGGAGGAAGUUAGAAGCAUGCUUGCGAAAAUGCCAUUAUUCACAAAGGCUCUCCUCCAACUGUUGAUGAAAGAACCGGUUCUACCUGAUCGACUGACUCAACACGCCGAGUUUUGCCGAUACGCAACAAUGCUUAUACGGUUAGUUGUCGGCACUCUUUCUGAUGGCCUCCUCUCGGGUGAUAUGUCCUUGGAGCGUGUCCGACGAGCAGAAAUUGUGGCAAAGACGCGUAUCCAGUGGGAUCAGGAAGAAUUGCUGGAGCUCAUAUAUCGACACUUACAGUCGAAAGGACUCCACCGGACAGCGACUGUCCUUCAGCAGGAAGCCAAUAUCAAAGUUGUGCACCCCGCACCUUCUCAAGCUUCCACUUACGAUGAUUUCAAUAGACCGCCUGGCGAAACGCCUCCCUAUCAGCCUACACCUGGUUGUGUAGCAUCCGACCUUGGUGGCAGUGGAUCAAGCUCUCAAGCGUUUGAUACCAGUUUAAGUGCGCCGGAAGUUGUUGCCUCUGCUUCGGAGAUGACUGGGCCGUCCGGUGAUAGUGUUGCUGACCAACCACCGCCCACACCGAGUCUACGCCUCGUGAAGCUGCGAACACCAGUUCCAACAAUUCAAACACCGAAGCCUUACCGGGAUAGAUUCGAGCGGCCAAGUAUCCCCAACCUCUAUCUGAAGCCUGUCUCGAAUCAACCCGUUCCCGAAAUGACCCUUUCAAAAGUCGUCGAGUCGUUCUUGCUCCACCAACACGCCCAAUGCCCACACCCGGUAUCCGUGUGUCCCAAAUUUUCACUCUAUCACCCUCAUCGAUGUCCCGACCCUCGACCGAACAAACAGACCAAUUGCUGCCAGCGCUUUUCAUCAAGAGAAUCUCUUUAUGGCUCACUCAGGUUACGUCCUUCACGAAAAGAGGACCGGCACUUUUUACAUCGGCGGUUCCAACCCACAGCAGUAAUACGUGAAGCUGAGGACGAUCUUCUGACAGCCUGUUGUUUCUCGCUCACAGACGACGGUCUCUUCCUUGGUGCUACUUCCGGCGCGAUCGCUUGGGUCAAUGUAGAAGAAGAUGGCAUGCCUAUAGAACUAUUUCACGUUCAAACCUCCUCAAUCCAGCGAUUAUCCCAUACACGGGAUGGUGAACGGCUUCUCGUCUGCUCAGAGUGGGGCGAACCUGCCACAGUUGUUGCUCGCCUACGGUCUUCAGUCGGCAGUGGCUCUUCGAACAAUAGUCCAUGGGAAGCUGUCGGUGAAGACUUUGUUUUUCAUGUAUCAGAAGCUCGUCAUGCGGAAUUCAGCAACACUGGAACUCAGGAUCGCUUGGUUGCGACCUAUGGAAAAAUGGCUAAGGUUUUUGACCUAGGAACCGGAGCUAGAAUUGCUGACCUGUUCUCUGCGGCGAAGCAGAGUGGUUACAUGCUCAACAAGGCCACAUUCUCCCCAUCAGAUCAGCUGGUUUUGAACGAUGGUGUGGUUUGGGAUCUUCGCUGCAGCGGAACCAUUUCAUACCAAACUACUAGUGCGAUUCAUCCUGGAGGAUUUUGUCGACCAGUGCACAAAAUCGACAAGUUGCAGGAUAUUGUCUCCGGUGUGUUCCAUCCGAACGGUCUUGAGAUCAUUGUGGGCUCCGCUGUAUGGGAUGUGCGUACUUGGCGACUUCUGCACACGAUUCAGGCACUGGACCGUCUGGAAGUCCAAUUUAACGCGACGCAGGAUGUGAUAUACGCCGGCACCUUCGGCUGGGACGAUGAAGAAUAUGCGGAAUUAGGCAAUAAACGUCUAGUGAUGCAAAACAUGUUUCGCACCGUGGACGCACUCGACUAUAGUCUGAUCGCUUCAGUGGACGUGCGACACAGGAUUGAACAGCUUGCCUUGGAUACGACUGGUCAGUCACUGGCGUUGGUAGAGAAGGUGGGCGAGAAUAGUAGCAACGAGCCAAUCACCCAGUGUCGAAUCUACACAGUUGGCCGGAAGAGGGGUGAACGUGAACCUGACAAUGAGGAGGAAGAGGCCCGCGAGGAUGAAGACGAUGACGACGAUGAAGACAAUGAUGAGGAUGACGACGAGCUUCUGAAUGCGGAGACUGCGGAUGAGCUUGCACAAAUUUUAGACGAAUCUUCAGGAAGCGAUGGAACUAGCAGUAGCACGGAGAGUAGCGAUUGGUCAAACUCCACGGUAGGCUCCUUGGAUCGAGUACCUCAUCGGCGGUCACGCAGACUCCGGGCACGAGCACGUAGGUCCGAGGAGAACGAUGGUCCCCGUCGGAGCAGUGCCAGUGACCAGGUCUCCAACUCAGAGGUUGACGACAACCAACCUAUGGACCGGGAUGACGCGGAUAAUGCACAAAGCGAUUCAGUGUGGGAAACGAUGGACGAAGAAGACGCAUCGGACAGUUCCGUCUUCACAGAGGACGAUUAGUCAACCUACCUUGGUUGCUGACGCCACGCACUUCCUAUUUGCUCCGGAUUAUUUUUGCGUGCUUUCUCACGCUAUGUAUCUAAAUCCUCCGGAACCCUAUAGGAUUACAUUUAAAACAUUCAGGCUUUGUAAAAAGAGAUUCUCGAUUCACAUCUCACAUCCUUCAUUAUCAUCAGUGACGGUACGUGUACAUUUAUUGUUCUUUUCCUUAAUAAAGAUUCUGG